AGAUGUUUCUUAGAGUCAACUCCAGAUAUAAGGAGGAAGUGAGAGUCUUCCUUCAGAGGCUGGCUGAACAAGGCUCGUUUUUAAGGGCGUGGCCAUGGCGCAGUGGUCCAUCCUCUCUGAUUUGCUGGACAAGGUGCAGUCCCACUCCACUGUGUUUGGAAAAGUAUGGAUGAGUCUUCUGUUCCUCUUCAGGAUUUUUAUCCUGGCUGCUGGCAUCGAUAAGAUAUGGGGAGACGAACAAACCAACAUGUCCUGUAACACCUUGAGUGUCGGCUGUAGGAAUCUGUGCUAUAAUAAAACAUUCCCUCUGUCUCACACGCGCUUGUGGGUCCUCCAGAUCCUCACGGUCUCCACACCGACGCUGGUUUACCUGGGACAUGUCCUGCUGGUGAUACGCAAAGAAAACAAGAUGAGAAAGCGGCUCCAGCAGAAAAAGGACAGGGUCGGGGUGGACAAAGUCCCCAAGUACUCAGAUGAAAGUGGCAAGGUCAAGCUGAAGGGAGUUUUACUGGUCAGCUACAUGCUGCAGCUGGUCUUCAAGAUUGUGUUUGAGGUGCUGUUCAUCGUGGGUCAGUACCUCAUCUACGGCUUCAUCGUCAUGCCUCUGGAGAUCACAUGUUCUGAAUAUCCCUGCAGAAAACAAGAAGCCUGCUUCAUCAGCCGUCCCACGGAGAAGACGGUCUUCAUCUGUUUUAUGUUAGCCAUGUCCGUCUUCUCUGUGGUUCUCCAUGUCAUCGAGCUGUUGUACCUGAUGUUCUCAAAGGUGAAGAACAGGAAGAGGAGGAGCAGCGGCUCCGUUUCACAGAAAGUCCAACACACCCAAACCAACCCCAGCUCACGGGAGACGGUCACAGUGUGCUGAAGGACAGGUGCUGGCGAGCCUCGUGCUCCUCAGGAACACGACACUCUACAGCAUCACACCUGCACCGAAUACACAUCUGGAUUUAAAAGUUUGUUCUUUCAGUCUCACUAAAGGUUCAAUACUAAUGAGGUGACAUGAUGUGUUGUAAUUGUUAUGGAUAACUAUGCAGAUCACAUCCGUCACUCGUGAUCAAAAUACAACAUCUACAGGUUUAAAUGUGAAUCCAAUAAAAGUUCAUAUUUUAAAUCUAAUCUAAAUACGCAGUUACAUCUAUGAGUAUUGAAAUAUUAUUACUUAAGUGUUUUAAACCAAAUAGCUACCUAAUAGUGAAAUUCAGACGCCUGUGCAACAGAAGUAGUUCAACACCUCUUCCGUAAAUUUCAUUGUUUUCAACUAAUGAUUAAAAAUGUUCUCCUUAGUGUUUUAGAUGUUUGUGUUUAUCGUGUUUGAUUUUAUCUCCACUGUUGUGAAGUGUCCUUGGGAGUCAUGAAAGGUGCUUUUAAAUCAAAUGUAUGAUUAUUAAUAAUAAUAAUAAAACAAGCACACUAAGGGGACUCCCUA
Messenger RNA from Nothobranchius furzeri (turquoise killifish), 1423 nucleotides. RefSeq names its product gap junction Cx32.2 protein. The record is from RefSeq and is a predicted model, not a curated record. Lineage: Eukaryota; Metazoa; Chordata; Actinopteri; Cyprinodontiformes; Nothobranchiidae. Gene Ontology annotation, molecular function: gap junction channel activity. Gene Ontology annotation, cellular component: connexin complex. Gene Ontology annotation, biological process: cell-cell signaling.